Messenger RNA from Cyphellophora europaea CBS 101466, 1671 nucleotides. RefSeq lists its product as uncharacterized. The record is from RefSeq and is a predicted model, not a curated record. Lineage: Eukaryota; Fungi; Ascomycota; Eurotiomycetes; Chaetothyriales; Cyphellophoraceae. The transcript has a single exon. Gene Ontology annotation, molecular function: transmembrane transporter activity. Bases 1 to 1671 code for a protein of 556 amino acids. Gene Ontology annotation, biological process: transmembrane transport.
AUGGCUUCAUACGGCACAGACAAUGAGAGCAUCAAUUCUACCACGUCCAAUGAUGAAGCUAUACCGGUCAAGAGCCUCGAGAAGCACGCGCCCAGCCGUCAAGCCGAACUUGACACCGACACUGAUGACAUCCAUUACGAAUACCUCAACUUCACGACAGAACUCCCGCCGUAUGCUCUGACAUCGCCAUAUCCAGACGGUCCUCAACCACCAAAUCUCAAAAAGUAUGACAAUCCUUUCGGCUGGUCCAGAGCCCACAAGAACACCAUUCUGUUCCUCUGCACCGCCUCCACCUGGUGCGCCGCCUACAGUGCGGGCUCCUACUCCAUUGCUUCCGAACCGAUGCGCGAGAAAUGGGGACUCUCCCUCGUUGCAUUCAACACCGGUGUGACCUGUUGGGCCGCCGGCUUUGGCAUUGCGCCCAUGUUUCUCGCUCCAUUCAGUGAGAUCAACGGCCGCAAACCCGUCUUCCUGGCUUCCGGCUUUGUCCUUCUCGCCGCGCAGAUCGGUUGUGCCUUCGCGGACACUUUCGCCGGCAUGCUGGUCGCUCGAUUCUUCGUCGGGGCCGCCGCCUCCACAUUUUCCACCAUCAUCGGCGGCGUCCUCAGCGACAUCUACCACGCCGAGGACCGCAAUACCCCUAUGGCAGUCUACUCGGGCGGCGCCUUGGCCGGAACCGGCUUUGGGCCUUUCCUCUGCGGCUUCAUCAUCGACCGGGCCUCAUACCGCUGGGUCUUCUACCACCAAAUCGCCAGCAUCGGUGUACUGGUCAUCAUCAUGACGCUGUUCUUCCGCGAGACCCGCGGCAGUGUGCUCCUGUCCCGCCGUGCAAAAGUGCUCAACGACUACUUCGCCGCUCUCGAAAACUCUGGCUAUCUCCCACCACAAAAUGCCGACAACACCACCACCACCUCCCCCUCCUCCAACCCAGCGAAGCGCCUCCGCUACCGCUGCCUCGCCGACGAGCAGCGCGCCACCAUCAGCCGCAUGAUCUACCUCUCGCUCACCACGCCCUUCAAGCUCCUCUCGACCGAGCCCGUCGUCUUCUUCUUCUCUAUGUGGGCCGCCUUCGCCUGGGCCGUGCUAUACAUGACCUUCGCCGUCAUUCCCGUGGUCUUCACCGCGCGCCACAACUUCGACGCCCAAGCCAACGGCCUCGUCUUCCUCGCCAUCGCCAUCGGCGCCAUCGUCGGCGCCCUCCUCUCCAUCUACCAAGAACGCGUCGCCCGCGCCUACUUCCCGGACCUGCUCCAAAAGCCCGAAGGGAGACUCUACUUUGCCUGUCUGGAGAGCGCGCUGCUGCCCAUCGGCCUCUUCUGGUUCGGCUGGACCUCCUUCUCGAGCGUGCACUGGGCCAGCCCCGUCAUCGCCCUGGGCGUCGCCCAGGUCGGCAUCUUCUCCAUCUACCUCGCCGUCUUCAACUACCUGGCCGACGUGUACCACCGGUACGCGUCGAGCGCGCUCGCGGGCCAGAGCUUCUGUCGGAACGUCGGCGCCGCCGUCUUCCCGCUGUUCACGGUGCAGAUGUUUCAGGGCCUGGGCUUCCCGGGCGCGGCGAGUCUGUUGGGCGGGGUGGGCGCAUUGCUGACGCUGGUGCCGUGGGUGUUGGUGUUUCAUGGGGAGAAGAUCAGGAGGAGGAGUAGGAUCGCAAGGGAGAUUAUGGGAGAAUGA